Molecule: messenger RNA, 309 nt
Organism: Lottia gigantea (owl limpet)
Lineage: Eukaryota; Metazoa; Mollusca; Gastropoda; Lottiidae
Exons: 1
Source: RefSeq, a predicted model, not a curated record
UUUUCUAUUUCACAUACUUUCUUUUCUUUUUCUAUUUCACAUACUUUCUUUUCUUUUUCUAUUUCACAUACUUUCUUUUCUUUUUCUAUUUCACAUACUUUCUUUUCUUUUUCUAUUUCACAUACUUUCUUUUCUUUUUCUAUUUCACAUACUUUCUUUUCUUUUUAUAUUUCACAUACUUUCUUUUCUUUUUCUAUUUCACAUACUUUCUUUUCUUUUUCUAUUUCACAUACUUUUUUUUCGAUUUCACAUAUUUUUUCAUUCACUUUUGGCACAUUUUAUAUGAUUUUUGUUCAAUUUAUUGCAUGA